This is a messenger RNA of Aspergillus fischeri NRRL 181, 1194 nucleotides long. RefSeq lists its product as uncharacterized. Bases 1 to 1194 code for a protein of 397 amino acids. The transcript has 4 exons. The record is from RefSeq and is a predicted model, not a curated record. Lineage: Eukaryota; Fungi; Ascomycota; Eurotiomycetes; Eurotiales; Aspergillaceae.
AUGAGACUGCCACCUCCCGAAGUUCUGCUUACAUGGCCGACACCCAACUACGUCGAUCCGCCCACUCGCGGGAAUGGUGCCCUGAUCGUUAAUAUUGUCUGUUUAAGUUUCGCGUUUGUCGUUACGCUUCUUCGUCUCUACACUCGUUUGAAGAUUACGUAUAGCCCUGGUCUUGAUGAUGUUCUGAUCGUGAUUGCCCUGGGCUUUGCCAUUGCGAUGUGUGCAGUCACCUCUCUCGCAACUGUACGAUACGGCUGGAACCGACAUAUGUGGGACGUCCCACCGACGUGGCUUUCUACUGUCUCGAAGCUCAACCUUGUAUUUCAAAUUCUGUUCUCGUUGGCCUCCUCUGUCACCAAACUUUCGCUCCUAUGGUUCUGCAAGCGUCUUCUCGGCGCCGGAAGUAAGGGCCUUUACCGGACCUACAACUGGUGUCUUAUUGGAGGAAUGGCUUUUGUGUCCCUCAGCUGCGCUCUUUUUCUUCUUUUCAGCAUCUUCCAGUGCAAUCCGAUUCAUGCUUAUUGGGAUCUGGCCCCAACUUAUCCAUACAAAUGCUUAAAUGAUGGUGCCAUUGUCUUCUCCGCAAGUGUCAUCAAUAUCUUCACCGAUUUCCUCGUCACUGUCCUUCCUAUGCCGCUGAUUUGGAAUUUGAAAUUGCCUACUCGACAAAGGAUUGCCGUAAUUUCCAUCUUCGGCUUGGGUAUUGUGGUCAAUGUAGCAGGCUCGGUUCGCACGGUGUACGUCUGGAAGAGCAUGAUCGCCUCAUACGACACCACAUGGCUGGGCUGGCCGGUCCUGCUCGCCGCAUCUGUUGAGAUCAACAUGGGCCUGACUUCCCGCAACUACGCCUCUGGUACGGGUCGCAAGAGUAACAAGCUGUUCUCGUCGGCCGGUCCCUCGAAAGCUUCGCGGCUUGAGUCACGUCAGUAUGGCAUUGACGGGCUUAGCAUUGUGGAACCAUUUGAGGUGAUGCGCACCGUAGAGAUGGAAACAUGGACUGAACCGAGGGUUUCUCACCAGUCGGCCACAGGAGACGACCUGUCCUCAAGCCGUACCCGAGUGGCAACACCGACUACUCAUUUCGACUUGAAAAAUGAAACCACUGUCUAUACCUCUCCAGGGAGUCACAGGUCGUCGGCGUCGCUCAAUCGCGAUAAACCUGGGUCACCCUUUGGGGACGAACACCUCAUUUGA